UGGGCUGUAGCAGUGAGCAAUCUCAGCAUGUCUUUCCCAUCCGAAACACCACCACAUCCAGUUGAAAUCCUAUGGUGACGGGCUCGACCACAUCCCAUAUCAAGCUCUUCUCCUCUUACUUCUGUGAAGAGGCAAUUCUUCUGCGUUAUAUGUCGUCAACACAUCAGCAUGGAGGUCAUCGAGGUCUAUCCCACAAAUUGUAUAUCCAUCCAUGCCUAUUUUGAGUCCCUCUCCUUUCCUCCCAUGUUCUCGAUUCCCCAUCUGCUUGGAAAGUCCAAUUUCAUUGCAUGGCGUGCCUUUAUGGAACCAAUCCUCCUGAAGAACACCUAUUCGGCGAAGCUCAUACUGGGAGAAUGGAAUGAACCCAAGGCGCAGGUGACUGCCGGCGAAAUGGGCGCAGAAACUGAUCAAGCCCGAAAGGACUGGCAAUUCGCAAACACAGCUACCUGCCGCUUCAUCCGUGCUACUCUGGCAUUGAAUGUGGUACCGUUCGUUCGUCAACAUAGCACAGCCAAAGCAUUGUACCUCAACCUCAUCUGGCUGUACGGCGAAGAUGGGGGAAUCGAUACCCAAGGGGGACCACCAGUUCCGUCAGAUGUGAAGUCGGCCAACCCACAGAGAAACCGUGCAAGCUUGCUCGCUGCACUAGAGAGCGACAGACCCUUGGGAGAUUUGUUCGGCAGCAAUCUGCUUUCAUCACCAUCAUCGUAUCCCAGCUCGAACUCCAGCACGACAUCACUGCUGCCCAAGGCCUCAACCUCGUCAAUCGCGGCGGGCGAGGGCAAGAGACCCGACUCCCAGGCUCUGCCACCGAAGUAUCUGCGAGAAAUCACUGCACAAGCGCCACCACCACCAUCCAGAAUCCAUAUCUACGAACGGACAAGGAUCUCCCCUGACCCCAGUCUUGAAACGAUACAUGAAGAGCCUCAUCCAGGACAGAGGGUCUCGUUCGGUCGUGGUGGAAGCUCCGGCAGCAAAGACAGAAGCGUCAGUCCGAUCAGCUCGUCGGGAGCAAGUGAUGUCGAUGAUAUUGUGAGUGGCAUGGCGCUCCACCUUCAAUCUGGAGUGCAGACCGACAAAACGCAGGAUUUGAGUCCCAUCGAAGAUCUCGACGAUGCAAGCCAUACGAAACAUCACGACGAAUCUAGAACAGACACCGUUGUCAAAGUUCCACCAAAGUCUCGCGUCAGCACCGGCACGCAGAAACAGUCCAAGACACGUGAGAAGUUCUCGUUCUCCUUCCCACUUCGCCGGCUAAACAAGGACAAAAUCAAGAACAAAGAGCAGGAGAAGGAGAGGAAGUGAGUAGUCAUAGGUGUUUACUCUUGGGGACCAGAACCUCAGGAUGGUGCAACUGUACGUUGAAACGGAAAGGAGUUAGGCAUUGUUCGAAGGGAUGGUCUGACUUCAAUUUCAACCCUCAGAUUUCUAUCAUGUAUCGU
This is a messenger RNA of Exophiala viscosa, 1442 nucleotides long. RefSeq lists its product as uncharacterized. The record is from RefSeq and is a predicted model, not a curated record. The transcript has a single exon. Bases 169 to 1305 code for a protein of 378 amino acids. NCBI's taxonomy places the organism in Eukaryota, Fungi, Ascomycota, Eurotiomycetes, Chaetothyriales, Herpotrichiellaceae.